Messenger RNA from Falco peregrinus (peregrine falcon), 4739 nucleotides. RefSeq names its product zinc finger and BTB domain-containing protein 8A. The record is from RefSeq and is a predicted model, not a curated record. Gene Ontology annotation, molecular function: RNA polymerase II cis-regulatory region sequence-specific DNA binding; DNA-binding transcription factor activity, RNA polymerase II-specific; protein binding. The transcript is spliced from 5 exons. The coding region runs from base 319 to 1761 and encodes 480 amino acids. Lineage: Eukaryota; Metazoa; Chordata; Aves; Falconiformes; Falconidae. Gene Ontology annotation, biological process: regulation of transcription by RNA polymerase II.
CCUGUGCUACACCUAUAGGUGUGAGAAGGCAGCAUCUGGGGCACCACAUCCCCUCCCAGGCAGCAUGUGGGUGUGGGAAGAGGCGAGCGGCCCCGGCUGCAGGGCGAUCCGGCAGAGGAAGCCGCUGGGCUGCGCCUGCAAUCGGGCUCGGGGCUGCGGGACCAGCGCGUCACCUCCAGCCACGGCGAGCCCCGACGCGGGGCCGGGGACCCCGCAUCCACCGCCCGCUCCCCUCGGCUCAGCGACACCCGCCCCAGGACCAGCCGGUGAGCGGCGGCUCCAGCACGCCGACUGACGCUUCAUUGCAUUUUUUCUGGAAUGGAGAUUUCUUCUCACCAGUUUCACCUCUUGCAGCAACUAAAUGAGCAGCGCAGGCAGGACUUGUUCUGCGACUGCAAUAUCCUGGUGGAGGGCAAGGUCUUCAAAGCACAUCGCAAUGUGCUGUUUGCCAGCAGCGGCUAUUUCAAAAUGCUCCUCUCGCAGAGCUCGAAGGAGACGAGUCAGUCGACAACAGCUACUUUCCAGGCAUUUUCUCCUGACACAUUUACAGUUAUUCUAGAUUUUGUGUAUUCAGGCAAACUGUCCCUCACUGGUCAAAAUGUCAUUGAAGUCAUGUCGGCUGCUAGCUAUCUUCAGAUGACCGAUGUUAUCAGCGUGUGUAAAACGUUCAUUAAGUCAUCGCUGGACAUCAGUGAGAAGGAGAAGGAUCGCUACUUCAGUCUGUCAGACAAAGAUGUAAAUUCAAACGGGGUGGACCGAUCUUGCUUGUACAACACCGGCUGGAGGGCAGAAAGCAGCCCGCCGCAUUCACACUUGAGUUCAGACCAAGGGACAUGUAUGAUGGGUGGAAACUCUUGGAGCAAUUUCAGCUACUAUCCAACUUCUCAAAGAAAUGCCCAGCAGCAGCUGUCCAAACAUGAGCAACGGCAGGAUUCCGUAAAGAAAUCCCGGCACCUGGGACUGCAGCAGCCUUCUGACAUUCCUCACUAUAAAUCAAGCAAACUGGAGGACAGGGCUGCUGAGCCCACUGGCCAUAUUGCUCAGUCUGAGGAGCAAGUUCAGAUCGAACCAGAAGUUGAAUCCCCUCAUGUGGGGUACCAGUACAGCCAAGGGUCCGACGUGAUGCCAAGGAGCUUGGCUGUGUCACAGCAGGAGCAUGAAUCACCCCGUUCUUCCAGUAAAUCGAAGUCUUCAAAAGCUGAUGAGCAGUACACGAGCAUGCCCUCGAUCCUGGGUGUCAUGGGAAGCUGGGCUGAAGAUGAUCUGCCCAGGAUGAGGUUCAAGUGCCCGUUCUGCACUCAUGUGGUGAAAAGAAAAGCAGACCUAAAGCGUCACCUUCGCUGUCAUACAGGAGAGCGCCCUUACCCUUGUGAGGCAUGUGGGAAAAGAUUUAGCAGGCUAGAUCACCUAAGUAGCCAUUUUCGAACAAUUCAUCAGGCUUGUAAGCCUGUCUGCAGAAAAUGUAAACGCCACGUGACUGAGCUGACAGGACAAGUGGUCCAAGAGGGGACGAGACGUUACAGACUCUGUAAUGAGUGUUUGGCUGAAGCUGGUAUAGACAGUAUUCGCAUUGACUUGGAGGCUGAAGCACCCCUUGAAUUUCCACAAGAUGGGGAUAAGGAUUCCAGGUGGCACUAUGGGGAAGACAACAGAUCAGACGUGGAGAUUGUGGAGGAUGGGUCAACAGACUUGGUCAUUCAGCAAGUUGAUGACAGUGAGGAUGAAGCGGACGAAAAGGAAGUAAAACCAAAUAUUAGGUAGUUGCAAGACAAGAAGUAGGAAUUUCGCAUAAGAGGGAGAAUGUACUGUCUUGACCAUAUGCCCUCCACCAGCCUGUUGUUAAGCAUACAAAGACAUACUGGUUUCUCUUGGACAGGUCCAGACUUGCAUGUAUUUAUGGACAUGCCAUUGAGUCCAUUCUGAGUUUUGUUAUGAGAAUACCCAUGCUUUGCUUCAUUAGAAAUAAUCCAUCCUUAAGUGAAAUAAUGGAUGAAUAAGGAACUGAAGUAUUACAUGGAUAACUUUUUAUAGUAGACAGUGCGUCACUUCAAAACCUCUUUCAAGGGAGUGAGAUCUAAAUACUUUAAAAAACAAAAAAGUCACGCAGCACUGUAAAUUGCCCACUUGUUAAACUUGUAGAGAUGUAGGGUUUGUAUGUGUUAUCAUUUGUCGAUAAAGUAUAAAUACCCCACACAGCAGAAUAUCCACGUCUCUUCAGGAUUCAGAAAUUAAGAUAAUCUUCCACAAAAUUUCAUGAAGUCUUCGUAUUAUGAUAAGGAAAAAAGGCAGCUAAUUAAGAAAAAGCAUAUAAAAUGUUUUAGCACAUUCAUCUGGAAAAGCACUUUCUUGUAAAAUUUAUUAGAAUAAGGAGAUUCUUUAGCAGGUCAUUCAUUCAAGACCAGUUUCUUUACAAGAAAAUAAACACAGAGAUACUAGUCCUAGUCAACACAUCAGAAAGAAAAUUAUUACAAAUAUGAAUCGUUAGUUGAUGUCAGUAGAUGUUUCAUUCAUUCUGAAAACUGGGAACUCAGACUGGGCUAUGGUUUAAUAAGCAUUAGUAAAAUUCUCUCUCUCUCUUUUUUUUUUUUUUUUUUUUCCCCUUAAAAACCUCUCAAAAAUGCCAGGCUGACAUGACUGGUAAUUCUGCAUCCACAGCAUUGCCAAUGGCAGCGUCAGCUUCUCCACACCAACGUGAAGGAAACAAUCCUUCCAAAGUUACUUCAGCUGUUGUUUUCUCUCUUUGUCCCGUUUUAUUUAUAUAGCACAUUAUCUGGCACAAUAACAGUGCCAGAACAAUUUGUACAGUAUAUAUACUAUAUCAUUAGAAGCGGAACUGAUGAGAUUUUUCCAUCUGAAACCAUUGACUACUCCUGUUUGUAUUGACCUGUACUCACUUUAAACUGAUGAGUUUUAAGAUGGAGUCAUUAUCAAUUUAUGUAUUCCCAGAAUCAUUCGGUCACCAAGAGAAUACAUUUUAACCUUUUUCAGUCUGUACUAUAUGCCAACGAGAAUAAGAUGUACUGGAAGUCCUAGACACCAUAUUUCUGUAAUUUUGCCUACAAUUAGACUACAGGAGAUGGAUGACUUAAUGGUGAAGAAAGUUUACUUCUGUAACAAAGUAAGCCACUUUGUUUUGUUACUUAGUUAGUUUAUCUUGACCAGCACUUGACCAGGACAGGAGCAGAAGUAUGCACCUGGAGUGCUUUUACUCUGCAUUUUCUUAGACAGACCUGAGUAUUAAUACAGUCUUCAUCCUGCAAUCACUGAACUCAGUGGGUAUAGGCUUAAGCUUAGAAUUUUUUUUUUCCUCUUUUUACAACUUUGUAAGCAUGUUUGGCUGAAACCAGGGAUUAACUACAGAACAAUCCCAUAUAUAUAUAUAUAUACACUAUAUAAUCUCUUUCCCAGGGACAGCUAAAAAGUCACUGUUUUCUUUUUAUUUGUGUAAAAACUGUAUAGCCUUAUUAGUAUCAUCAUUACCAGAGAGUGCAGCAUUUUCAUUCCGGGCUGCAGAUGGCCAGCCUACAGGUCUCUUAAAUGACAGCUCAGGUGCUUCCUACUAAGUUCACAGCAUAAGCAUUAAGUGCCCUUCCCCUCAAUGUUGCAGGCUCUCAAGAAGCAGCCUGCUUGUAUGUUCUAAGGAGAUCAGAAGUGGUGUUUCAUUUUUACUAAAGUUAUCAUCCAUUGGCUUAGACUUGGGGAGGUGCAUGGAAGGAGGAACUUACAAAACUUUCUGAUCACCCAUAUAAAAACAUCUUUUCCGAAUGAAACUUAUACUUGCCUCGAUUUUAUGUUACUCUUUGGUCAGCAGUCCACGAAGUCAACUUGAUGUGAAAACAGCUGGUUAAUUUCUUGGAGCUUAUUACUCCUAAAAUGCAUAUUAUUAAAUGGCUAAGAAAUAUUCCUGAGCAACCUUAACUAAAUCAAAUAUAGAACAAAGAAAUCUAUAAAAGAAUAUGGAAUGACUUCGAUCAAAUUUCAAGAGAAAAUGCUUGCUGAAAUCAGAUUUCAUAGAUUUUUCCAUUUCCCUUUACAUUAAACAGUAUGCACAAUAAAUUCUAGGUAUCAGUGCCUGCUGUACCAGAAUACAAAGUGGCUGGGAUUAGUCUCUGUGUGUGUUUGGGGAUGGAUUAAGGGGAGGGGAAAAUAAAUUGUCAUUCUAGGCCCGAAAUCUUACCUGCCAUCUGUAAAGGUGAGACUAUUAAGUGUUUCUUAAUAGUGGGGGCGUUUUUAGGAGCAACACUAUUUUUGGAUCAAUACUCAAUCUAAUUAGAUGCCAUAAAUCUAAGAAUACUGAGGACCAGAUGCUUCAGAAAAAAGAUGUGAAGUGGCUAUAAAUGGGCAAGGGGAACAACCUAUCCAUGUGAAGACAUUUACUUUUUAAAUAUAGGCAGAUUAAUUGUUGAUUUGCCUGGCAAAUAAGGGUUUAUACUGGUUUUAUAUGUUAUUGUUAUUCGUAGUAGCAUAACUAGAUAUCUGUAGUAAUUUUUGAAGUACCUUAUUAAGCUUGGAGUUUUAGCUCAACUGCGAUUCCCACAGGUCAAUUAUGUUUUGUAUUUUAAAGACGUUACCAUUUUUACAUUUGUUGCCUUAAUUUCAGUUGUUCCCUUAUUUUUGUAUUGCAAGACGAGAUAAAUGUUAAGUGCCUUCUAUUUUCUACGUCCUUCAUUUUACAUAGCCUGUCAUAUAUUUUGCUUGUUUUUCUCUAAAUGAAAGUAAUCCUGUUUGUUUUCUUCUCA